CUUCACGAGCUAACAAUCUGGCAAUGUAGUGCUUGGCUGACAUCUGACAUAUGUUCAUCGAUCAAAACAGAUGAUUUGGGACAGUCGAAAUUGUUGAGUAAAUUGAGAUUUUUGAGGGUCUAUCUGUAGUGGGGAGGCUGAAGAGUGGCAAAUUUUAAUGCCUCCAAUAAAUUACUCUUUGCAACUGGAUAGAAUGGAGGAUGUCAGCGACUUUUCAGGCGAUGUAACCGUUGUGGACGUGUACGACAUUGCCUCGGUGAUUGGCAAAGAAUGCGAAAAAAUCAUCGAUAGAUAUGGAGCUGACGCUGUCACGUCCCUCAUGCCCAAAGUGAUCAAUGCCUUAGAACUACUGGAAAGCUUAGCAACACGAAAUGAGCGAGAAAACACCCUGCUAAAUGAAUUGCAACUGAAAGUUUCCCAACUGGAAAAUGACAAGCUGGAGAAGGCCGAGUAUAGGCAAAAGUUUGAAAGGGAACUGGAGGCGAUUGAGGAACAGUGGCGAUCGGAAACUAAAGAGCUCGUUUCGAUGGUUGCCAAGCUGCAAGAGGAAAAUCGCAAAUUGGUCAAGGUGCAAAACCCGAACAACCAGUCGCCCACAACGCCCCCGGAUGGAAACGAUGCUGAAAUGUUGCAAAAACUGAAGGAUAGCCUGGAGAAGCAUCGGGAGGAAAUUCGCGAAAAGGAGAAGUUAAUUCAGGAGAAGUGCUUGGAUGCCGACAAUCUGAAGUCACAAAUUGAUCGAUUGACCACAACCAGCAAAGAACUGAGACGAAAACACAAAUCAAUGCAAAACCAAGUGAGGACACUGUGCGACGAAAGGGCGGACUUUUUGGUGCAGUUGCAGGACCAGCAGCGAGACAUCAAUGUGCUCAGGCAGCGACUUGGACUUGCCCAAAAAGAAAACGAGGACUUGGUCAUGUGCGACAUCCCCUUUCCCGCAAACAAAGCAAUUUACGACUUGGACGAUCCAAAUAGGCCCAGAUUCACUACGCAGGAGCUAAAGGACAUUUUGCACGAGAGGAACGAGUUGAAAGCCAGGGUCAGCGACUUGGAGGACGAAUUGGAGACCUACAGGCCGAAGAAGAAGACUGAAACAUUUAAAAGUAGACUUUUUAGUUUGGGCUCGCUCAGUGGUAGUUUAAGCUAUAGAGACAGUUUUGAUCAAAUGCCUUCGCCUGUCGAAGAGGCGCUCCCAUACCCUGUCGACGAAGAUGCACCCGUUCAAGGUCCUCUGCCCUACGAGCCGGACGACGCGCCUUGGAAAAAGGCGUCUGAAUCCGGAAUAAGAAAGUUUUUUCGGAAAAUAUUUUCCGAAAGCAGCGGCGGUUCUAGUUUUCCUAAGCGUAGUCUAUCCACCCUCUCGAAAAUGGCUUUGUCAUCGACUAGCGAUCCAGUGUACUGCUAAAAGUAUUGGCCAACUUUACCAGCUGCUCUCUGGCGAUAUAAACUUGAUGACUGGACAAUUUUACCACAUCUUUUAAUUUACAAAAAGCCGGCCCCACAUCCAUAUCAGAUACGCAAAGGAGCAUGGGUAUUUUUGAGAUGUCGUUACGCAGCAGCGUUUUUAGCAAAAUGAAUAGUUGCUGGUUUUUUUGAAUGGGAACAAUGACAAAUUUUAGAAUCUCAAGGAAUGGAUUUACACGCAAAACUAGUUUCAGUAUUACUUCAAACAAUAUUCCUGGGAGUUCGUUUUAACGAGGGCUGAGAAUUAGCAAAGUUAUAUCGGGAUAAAGCAGUUAAGCAGGAAAAGUGAAUAGCAUAUUUCCUUCGUUUUCCCAAGGCUUUUAAAACUUUAGGAAGAAAACUAGAGGAAAUACCAUUCUAGUCGAAUAGUAGUGCAUAAGAUUCUUAUUAUUUAUUCGUUAAAUUAGCCACGCGUGGACGCAUUUCAACGUUCCUUCGGUUUAGACGACUUUUUUACUCCCAUUUGUAGAAUUGCCUUUCUGUCUAUAUUUAUUGUGGCGUUUUAAUUUGUAAUCAAUUGCACCGAACAAAACACAUAUGUAGCAGCAAAACUGUGCCAAAAAAUAAAGUUAAAGAAGAAUA
Dendroctonus ponderosae (mountain pine beetle) is the source of this 2046-nucleotide messenger RNA. RefSeq names its product RILP-like protein homolog (gene Rilpl). Gene Ontology annotation, cellular component: ciliary basal body; cytoplasm. Gene Ontology annotation, biological process: cilium assembly. NCBI's taxonomy places the organism in Eukaryota, Metazoa, Arthropoda, Insecta, Coleoptera, Curculionidae. The record is from RefSeq and is a predicted model, not a curated record. Bases 158 to 1405 code for a protein of 415 amino acids. The transcript is spliced from 8 exons. Gene Ontology annotation, molecular function: protein dimerization activity.